Vicia villosa (hairy vetch) is the source of this 845-nucleotide messenger RNA. RefSeq names its product probable glutathione peroxidase 5. The coding region runs from base 156 to 668 and encodes 170 amino acids. Lineage: Eukaryota; Viridiplantae; Streptophyta; Magnoliopsida; Fabales; Fabaceae. Gene Ontology annotation, biological process: response to oxidative stress. The record is from RefSeq and is a predicted model, not a curated record. The transcript is spliced from 6 exons. Gene Ontology annotation, molecular function: glutathione peroxidase activity.
CGAAUCAUACUUUUGGGAUUACAACAAACUAACAAAAUUCUUCAACACACCAAAUACCAUAGCACAGACAGACUCUUUCUCCUAAAUUAAGAAAACAAAAUAUAGUAAAACUAAAUUCACCACAUCUUCGACCAAAUCAACACCCAAAGAAACUAAUGGGUGCUUCCCAAUCGCUCUCUCAAAAAUCCAUCUUUGAAUUCACAGUCAAGGAUGCUAAGGGAAGGGACGUGGACCUCAGCAUAUACAAAGGGAAAGUUCUUCUUAUAGUUAACGUUGCUUCAAAAUGUGGAUUUACGAAUUCCAAUUAUACCCAGUUAACUGAGCUUCACAGCAGAUACAAAGAUAAAGGACUUGAGAUAUUGGCUUUUCCAUGUAAUCAGUUUUUGAACCAAGAGCCUGGGAGUAGCCUGGAUGCAGAACAAUUCGCCUGUACAAGAUUCAAAGCCCAGUAUCCGAUUUUUGGAAAGGUACGCGUGAAUGGACCCGACACAGCACCUCUCUACAGAUUCCUUAAAGAAAAGAAAUGUGGUUUUCUAGGGUCUAGGAUAAAAUGGAAUUUCACAAAGUUUUUGGUUAACAAAGAAGGGCUUGUGAUCCAGCGUUAUGGUCCAACCACCAAACCAUUCUCAUUUGAAAAUGAGAUCAAGAAGGCAUUGGGGGAAGCUUGAAAAGGAUAAUGAUGAUAAGAAAAUGAAUGUAUAUUUGGUAGAUGUUGUUUCUUCUAGUGAUUAAUUGUUGCAUAUGUUAUGUCUAGGGGAUUUGUUAUGUUAUCUCAAUUCUUGUAUUCAAAUUAUCUUUUGGUAUUGUGAUGUAAGUCAUUAUUUAAAAAAGUUAUCUUUUGGACU